Purpureocillium takamizusanense is the source of this 873-nucleotide messenger RNA. RefSeq lists its product as uncharacterized. The transcript has a single exon. The record is from RefSeq and is a predicted model, not a curated record. Bases 1 to 873 code for a protein of 290 amino acids. Lineage: Eukaryota; Fungi; Ascomycota; Sordariomycetes; Hypocreales; Ophiocordycipitaceae.
AUGAAGACCGCUGUCUUCGUGACCCUUUCUGCCGCCGCCGUGGCUUCGGCCCACCAGGCUCGCGCUCCGCUUGGCCUUGGCCUCGAUAUUGGCGACCUCGUCAGCGUCGACGUCUGCGUGGGCCUCGACCUCAAGCUGCCUCUGGGCAUCAACCUCGAGACGGAUGGCUGCCCCAACCACAAGCCCCCUGCGGGCCGCGUCCCCGUCUGGCACCCUCCUCACAAGGUCCCCAUCGACGACUGCGACCAGACCGACGAGGACGAGUGGCACUACGUUCGCCCUUGCGGCUGCGGCGAGCAUGAGCACGUCUGGACCACCAGCACCCUCACCCAGACUCACGUGAGCACGAUCUACGACUGCCCUCCCGCGGUCACCAGCUGCCCUGCCCGCCACACCACCGUCACCGUCGGAGCCACCACCACCGUCUGCCCGGUUCCUGUUUCCAGCACCCCGGUGGCCACGAGCACUCCCGCUGCCUCGAUCUCCACCUCCUGGGUCCACGUUGUGCCUCCCGUCACGCAGAGCCCUCCUCCUCCUCACACUCACAUUCACACCCACACCCACACCCACACCCAGCAGCCUCCGGUCACUCAGCCUCCUGUCACCCAGCCUCCGACUACGCAGGCGCCUCCCACUCAGGCUCCUCCCGCUCCCACCACGCCCGCCGUGAAGGUUCCCCCGGUCUCCUGGGCUCCUAGCCAGGUUCACCCUCCCGUCGGCACUGGCUCCUACUCUGUUCCCGUCCCCAUCGGCUCUGCUCCCAGUGUCCCUGGCCACAACAACACUGUUCCUCCGGUCAUGGCCGGAGCUUCCACCAACGGCCAGGUCGGCAUCCUCGCCGCCGUCGGCCUCGUCGCGGCUUUCUUCCUCUAA